AUGCAUCAAAGAGACGAUCUACUGACUGUUAGUACAUCAUCAUCAUCGUCAUCAUCGUCAUCAUCAUCUUCUUCAUCCAAUAUUAUGUCAACGUCAACCACAAGUACAACCACUGGCAGUGGACAAAAAAUGAAAACUCCAUUGAAAAAGGAGGAGUUGGAAAAGAUUGCCCAGCAGUUGAAGAAGAAAUUGUCAAAGGCAAGUAUAACUGCUAAGCAAUCUUUGUCGCCAACAAAUAUGAAAACAAUGGCUCCAAACGUGCCCAAGUCAUCGCCUUUGAGAGGUUAUAUCAACGCAAAUUCACAAAGAAAUAGAGAUGCACCACACAAUCACGACUCGUUUCUAUCAUCCUCACCAAACAUUUACUCGCCCAAUGGAAAAUCUCCAACACGUGUCAAAACCGCAGCGGCCACUUUCUUGUCAUCAUCUCCAUUAAAGAAUAUUGCUAGUGGUGACAACGACGAAUUGAAUGAUUCACCUACUAAAAAGAGAAGGACAAGCUUUUCCCCAAGUAAAAUGGUUCUAGCUGAGCUCACACCACCAUCUGGAAAUGGUGAGCAACAAAGGCAGAGUUUGAAACCAUCAUUGGAUAUGAGCACGACUCCAUCGAGGCAGCAAUCGAGAAGAGAUAGUAUAACAACAAAGCUGAAAGACAAUGAGGGCGAUUUUGAUGUGGCGAAAACGCCAGCUCCAGACACUGAAGGAGCUGAUCUUCUCAUAUAUCUUGCAACUUCACCCAGUCCUGCUAAAACAUAUAAACCCAAGGUUUCAAUCAAUGCUCCACCUUCUCACUCAAGUCCUAAGGAAAGUAGUAGCGUGCACCAGCAAUCGCAGGCACCGCAGGGACAACCACUACCACAACAACAACAACAACAACAACAACAACAACAGCAGCAACCAUUCCCUCAACAGAGUUCGUCGACGUUUGCUGUACCUCAGCCUCCAGUAACGCCCAAGCGCGUCACCGCUCUGCAUCACCAACACACUAGGUCCCCACUGAAUAGAUUGACUCCAUUCUUGAGUAACUUCUCUUCAAAUCUACCAUCAUCUGGAUUGACUUUAACCCCUAGUGGGUUCAACAUGAAUGAUUAUGUUAAUUUUUUCACUCCAUCUCCAGGAAAUGCCAUGAAUAAUAAGAACCUUUUAAAAACGCCUGAUUUUAACAACUUGUUGAAUGGGAGUGUCAAUGGUGCCGGUACCAACUCUGCUCUGGGACAAACACCAUUGGGGAAACGCCUUGAUGCGAAAAUGAUGAAUUUGAAUAAAGUUUUGUUUCAAGGGCAUGGAUCGGAUUCAACAGGGAAGGACAUAUAA
Messenger RNA from Lodderomyces parapsilosis, 1314 nucleotides. RefSeq lists its product as uncharacterized. The coding region runs from base 1 to 1314 and encodes 437 amino acids. NCBI's taxonomy places the organism in Eukaryota, Fungi, Ascomycota, Pichiomycetes, Serinales, Debaryomycetaceae. The record is from RefSeq and is a predicted model, not a curated record. The transcript has a single exon.